CGAGGACUUCUCGCCGUCCCUACGGUCACUCGAAAGCAAGUGAGAGACAGCGUGAGACCACCGUGCAGUCAUGCCCAAGAAUAAAGGUAAAGGAGGUAAAAAUAGAUGUAGAGGUAAGAAUGAGAAUGAAUCUGAAAAGCGAGAGUUGGUGUUCAAGGAGGAUGGGCAAGAAUAUGCUCAGGUAAUCAAAAUGUUGGGGAAUGGACGAUUAGAAGCCAUGUGUUUUGAUGGUGUAAAGAGGUUAUGCCACAUCAGAGGGAAAUUAAGAAAAAAGGUUUGGAUAAAUACCUCAGACAUCAUAUUGGUUGGCCUCCGAGAUUACCAGGAUAACAAAGCUGAUGUAAUUUUAAAAUACAAUGCAGAUGAAGCUAGAAGUCUGAAGGCAUAUGGCGAGCUUCCAGAGCAUGCUAAAACCAAUGAAACUGAUACAUUUGGUCCUGGAGAUGAUGAUGAAAUUCAGUUUGAUGACAUUGGAGAUGAUGACGAAGACAUUGAUGAUACUUAGAAUGAACUCGGCAUAUUACAUUCCAGUCUUUCUGAAGAUUAUUCUACAAGUUUGGAAUCUGGCUGUAGACCUCGAGGAAAAGUUUUUGCUCUCAUGAUUGU
Molecule: messenger RNA, 606 nt
Organism: Jaculus jaculus (lesser Egyptian jerboa)
Lineage: Eukaryota; Metazoa; Chordata; Mammalia; Rodentia; Dipodidae
Product: eukaryotic translation initiation factor 1A, X-chromosomal-like
Exons: 1
Coding region: 71-505 (144 amino acids)
Biological process (GO): translational initiation
Cellular component (GO): cytoplasm
Molecular function (GO): translation initiation factor activity; RNA binding
Source: RefSeq, a predicted model, not a curated record